Messenger RNA from Dracunculus medinensis (Guinea worm), 1701 nucleotides. The record is from the annotation of a GenBank genome assembly. Lineage: Eukaryota; Metazoa; Nematoda; Chromadorea; Rhabditida; Dracunculidae.
AUGUUUAAGGGAUUAAGAUAUGAUUCGACAAUGAAGUCUAAAUUUGAUGGAAUGUUAGAGGAGUUUAUGGCCUUUGAAGGAAUAGAAUAUCAGAAUAUAGCGGAUUCCAUGGAAGAUAUUAGUGAAGAAGAAUUAAUGCGGGCAGCGCGUUUGAAAUUGCAAGCGAACCUUACAGUGGUACCUCCAGUCAAUGAACCCAAAGUUCCAUUUCCAAAAUUGAAUGAAAUUCGAUUAAAAUUAAAUAUCAGUGAAAGCCUGAUGCGUCGCAUUGCAGUCUAUUGGGAGUUAAAACGACAAUCUCGUUGUGGUGUGCCGCUUUUACGACGAUUACUUCAUGGGAAAACAACGAGUGCAGUGGCACAAGCAAGUGAGGAGACAGCAGAUUUAAAUGCAUAUGGUUCAUUGAGAGCUCAUCUUGAACGUAUUCGACUGUUGUGUGAAUUGGUCAAAAAACGAGAAAAAUUGAAAAAAGAAUAUUAUUCUCAGUCUGCAAAGCUUUUUGAUCGAUGUAUGCGACCAUUGCAAUCAAUAUUUAAUGAUCUGUUGGACAAAAUAGAAAAUAAAGAUUUUGAAAAUAAUUUGUUGCAUUUAUCAAAUCUAUUAAGAAAAUUUAAGGUUUUUGCAAAACCCGUGUCAGAUAAAGAUGUCCCUGGAUAUUCUUCAAUUAUCAAAAAACCGAUGGACCUUUCUACAAUGCGGAAAAAAGUGGCAAGAGGUUGUUAUAAACAAAUUUCACAGAUGAAAGCUGAUUUCGUGUUGAUGAUGAAUAAUUGUGCCAAAUUCAAUCGAGAAAAUCAAUAUUAUUGGAAAUAUGGCAUUCGUUUAAACCAAAUUGGACUUAAAUAUUUUAAAGUGGCUGAACUUGAAAAUAAAGAAGCAAUUAUGUCUCGAGACUUAUUGGCCUCCAUAUCUAAAGUUGCGAUAUUGCCAACAAAACCAGAAGAGGCUGAUGACAAUACUGAUGCUCAAAGUUCUUGUUCUAAAUCUUCAGUGGAUAUCCAACAGAUUAAAAAGUUCGAGGGAGUUAAAAUUUCCAAAAAUAAUUCGGGAAAUAAGAAACGUACUAUAUCAUCAUCAGAUUCACCCGUGCAGAAGAGAAGAAAAUUCUCAGAGCUAACACCAGUAUCAGUCAGUGGUUUUUGCGAAGGAUCUGAAAAGGGAUCAUGGAUCAAAAAGAGUUCGAAUUUUGAAACUUCCAGCGCUUAUGGUCUUAAUGCAUCCAUUUUUACUUAUCGCAAUAGCUCCAGAAAUAAUCCUGAAAAUUUAACAACCGAUCAAUCUUCUGCAGUCGAAGAAUCGAGUUCGGCCGAUGAAGACUUUGAUAAGCGAAAAUAUAAAUCAACUCGCCGACGAUUUCAAGCCCAAGUCGCUCCUGAAACAGUCGAGAUUGCAUCCGAUUUCCAACAUAACGAUAUUGUUUGGGUUAAAACGAUUGAUGGGCGUAUGAUUGGUCGCGUAAUUGAUUUACGAAUGAGGAUUGCUGUUGAUGGCCUUCCUAUUGAUGAUGUAUUGAAACGGCGUCCUCUUGAUUGCCUGGAGCCAACGCUAGUUCAAGUUUUUAGUGAUCCUGAAACAUGGGAAUGGGUUGAAUACAAAAGUCUUCGGCAUUGUGAUUUGGAUUUAAGUUUAUCCGAUUUAUCACCUCAACUUCUUAUAGCUGCGACUAAGGCGCAGACGUUCUUGUUAGUUCGUUCUUGUUAA